CAUGGCCCUCCAUCUGACGCGCCUUCAAUGACUCCCCUCCCACAGCGCCAGCGAUAGAGAUUUAUUAAUUCCUCCUUCCUUUACCCCUUGCCGUCACUCCCACCCCAACCACUCUCUCUCUCUCUCUCUCUCUCUCUCUCUCUCUCUCUCUCUGGUCUCGGCCGUGACGGUCAGCUCACAAGAGGUGCUUCCUCCAACAUUGCGCCGGGGCCGUAGAAGUGCACCGGGUGGCAAGUCCGCCUAGCUAUUUCCAAACAAAGAAUCAACACCAACAAGCCCAAGUUUGCGUAGGAUGGAGGAGGAAUGCAAUGUGCUGGAGAGUAUACUUGACGGAAGCAUGAAACCGACGGAUCUACGGUUUUCCCUUCUCGAGAAGAUUACAGCAAAUUUUUCUGAGGAGCGAAGAAUUGGUGUGGGUGGAUUCGCAGUGGUGUACAAGGGUGUCCUCCAAAAUGACGAAGUUGCUGUGAAGAGGAUUAUGAACAACAUGACGAUUGAUGAGACACUAUUUCGUCGGGAGGUCAAUAGCCUGAUGCAGGUCAACCAUCAGAAUAUAGUCCGGUUUCUUGGCUUCUGCUCCAAUACAACACAUAAACAACUGAAAUAUGAAGGACGAUACAUUUACGCUGAGAGUAGAGAGAGAUUACUAUGCUUCGAGUACAUAAAAAAGGGAAGCCUUGAUAAAUAUAUUACAGAUGAAUUAAGGGGACUUGCAUGGAAUACACGGUAUAAUAUAAUCAAAGGAAUAUGCAAGGGACUGGAGUAUCUUCACAUGGAUAGGCAUAUCGUUCAUAUGGACUUGAAACCAGCUAAUAUACUAUUAGACAAUGAUAUGAUGGCCAAGAUUACUGAUUUUGGGUUAUCGAGAAUGGACGAAAGUUCAAGAACCACAAGUACAAACCGCUUUAUUUCACCGGGAUACUGUGCUCCAGAAUAUCUACUCCAUGGAAAAAUAUCAGUCAAGUCUGAUGUGUAUAGCCUCGGUGUUAUAAUAAUCGAACUGGUGACAGGGCAGAGGCAUAUUUCUGAUAAAAAUAAUGUACUUAGAAGAUGGAGGCAUAGAUGGAAUAUAUCAGGGCAAGAAACACCAUGCAUAUAUCAACAAGUAGCUAAAGUUAUCGAAAUUGGGCUACUCUGCAAGGAAAGUGACCCCUAUAAGAGGCCCUUUAUAUCUGAGAUAAUAUGUGAUAUAAAUGAACUAGAAAGCACAGAUAAGCAAAUCAGCAACGCCGAUGAAUCUACUGUUGGGCAGAUAAGCCCCUACCCAGAGGAUGACAUGCUUGGAAUUGAGUCGCUCGAGUUGCAUUUUCCUUUUGAACUCAACAAGCAGACGUCAUGCUCACUUCGACUGACGAAUGAGACAAAUUCUUAUAUUGCCUUCUCCAUCCACACGACGAGCCCCCUUCCAUAUUGUAUAGAACCAACCGAAGGCAUUGUGGCACCACGAUCCAUUUAUACUGUCAACAUAACAUUGCAACCACUAGACAAGGCACCACAAGAUAAGCAUCACACUGGCUAUUUCGCUGUGCGGAGCACCAAAUUGAAUACAUCUGAGAAUAUAACCGAAGAUAUGUUCAAGGAACAGAAGGGUAAAUUGGUUGAUGAGGUGAAUCUGACGGUUACGCAUGAGCCUCGUGAGCCCCACAUGGAUCUGCCACUUGAGAUGCUAACAAUUUCAGGUACAGGAAAUCUAAAGAGUCUAGAGGCAUCCAGUGCGUUAGCAGAGGCAAAAUCCAAGAUAAGGUCGCAGACCUUAGAUGAGCUUAUCCAGUUUGAUCCCCCUGAGAUCGGAUUCCCUUUCUUGCCAAACAAGACCCUGAUGUCCUCUGUUUCUAUAGUCAACAUUACGGAUUCCUACGUUGCUUUCAAUGCCAGCAUAUGUGAUAAAGUGGUGUAUAGUAUGCAACCAGACAAAGGAAUUCUGUCACCACGGUCCAGUAAAAAAUUAUUGGUGGUAAGGUCGCCAAUGGAAAUGGAACAACAAGACAUGCAGUGCAAUGACAAGCUCUUUAUGUGGAACCGCGUGGUGACUGAAGGUGUCGAAGCCAGCGACAUUGUUGAUUACUUAGGUGAUGAUGAACGUAAAAAGUUGCCCAUUGUUCUUAACAAGACAAGCCCACCAUGUACCUCAGAGGAGCUGAUCCGAUUUGACCCACCUGAGCUUUGCUUCCCAUUCAUGCCAAACAAGACAAUGGUGUGCUCCAUUAAUAUGGUCAACAAUACAGAGUACUCUGUCGGUUUUGGUAAUUAUAUCAACAAAGAAACUUUGGCAUCAUACUACACAAAACCGCAGAGAGGAAUCAUGCCACCAAGAUCUACUCAAAGACUUGUAGUAAGAAGGGUACUAAAGAAAAAUGAACUAGGAGAAGCUAUACAGGGGGAAGACAAGUUCUUUAUUGGGAACAUGAUUGUGACAAAAGGCGCCGAAGCCAGUGACCUCACUGAUUUAGUGUUUGAUAAAGGCAAUACGCAGUUGCCCAUAGUCUUUGAAAAGAUAAGCUCAUUAAGCACCUUCGACGAAUUGAUUCAGUUCGAUCCUCCCCAACUCCGCUUCCCGUUCAUGCCAACCAAGAGGGUGCUUAUGAUGUGCUCAAUUAAAAUAAUCAAUGUUACUGAUCACCGUGUAGGUUUCAACAAUUGGUACCGGAAGAGCAAUUCAGCAUGCUACAUCACAACUCCAAUCCGAGGAAUCCUGGCACCACGCUCCACACAAGAACUCAAGGUAAUAAGGGUACCAAAGGAAAAUGAAUCACAUGACAUGUCGUGCACAGAUGUGGUUGGUGUGUGGAAUGGCGUUGUGACUGAAGGCAUCGAGGAGACAGAUCUAUAUGGUUAUAUAAGUGAUGAAGAGAGUCAGCAGUUUCCCAUAGUUUAUACGAAGACAAGCCCACCAUAUACCUCAGAGGAGCUGAUCCGAUUUGACCCACCUGAGCUCAGCUUCCCCUACAAGCCAAACAAAACGAUGGUGUCCUCUGUUAAUAUGGUCAACAAUACAGAUUACUCCGUCGGUUUUAACAAUCAUAUCGACAAAGGAACUUUGGUGUCCUACUACACAAAACCGCAGAGAGGAAUUAUGCCACCAAGAUCCACUCAAAGGCUUGUAGUAAGAAGGGAACUAAGGAAAAAGGAACAAGCAGAAGACAUCCAGGGGGAAGGCAAGUUCUUUAUGGGGAACAUGAUUGUGGUAGAAGGCAUCGAAGCCAGUGACCUCACUCGCUUGGUGCCUGAUAAAGAAAAUACAAUGUUGCCCAUUGUCUUUCAGAAGACAAGCUUACUAAGCACCUCAGACGAGUUGAUCCAGUUUGAUCCUCCCCAACUCCGCUUCCCCUUCUUGCCCAACAAGAGAGUGUGUAUGGUGUGCUCAAUUAAAAUAGUCAAUGUGACAGAUCACUAUGUUGGUUUCAACAAUUGGUACAGGAAGAGCAAUUCAGCGAGGUACAAUGCAACUCCGGUCCGAGGAAUCCUGCCACCACGGUCCACACAAGAACUCAAGGUAAUAAGGGUACCAAAAGAAAAUGAAUCACAGGACAUGCCGUGCAAAGAUGUCUUUGGUGUAUGGAAUGGCGUUGUGAUGGAAGGCAUCGAAGCUACAGAUCUAUAUAAUUACAUGAAUGUUGAAGAUAGUAAGCAGUUGCCCAUAGUUUAUACAAAGACAAGCCCACCAUCUACCUCAGAGGAGCUAAUCCGAUUUGACCCACCUGAGCUCAGCUUCCCCUUUCAGCCAAACAAGACAAUGGUUGCAUCCGUUAAUAUGGUCAACAAUACAGAUUACUCAAUAGGUUUUAAUAAUCAUAUCGACAAAGGGACUUUGGCGUCGUACUACACAAAACCGCAGAGAGGAAUUAUGCCACCAAGAUCCAUUCAAAGACUUGUAGUAAGAAGGGUACUAAAGAAAAAGGAACAAGCAGAAGACAUCCAGGGGGAAGACAAGUUCUUUAUGGGGAACGUGAUUGUGACAAAAGGUGUCGAAGCCAGCGACCUCAGUGAUUUAGUGCCUGAUAAAGACAAUGCCCGGUUGCCCAUUGUCUUUGAGAAGACAAGCUUGUUAUGCACCUCGGAUGAGUUGAUCCGAUUUGAUCCUCCUGAACUCUGCUUUCCCUUCUUGCCAAACAAGAGGGCGCCUGUAUUGUACUCAGUUAAAAUAUUCAAUGUUACAGAUUACUGUGUUGGUUUCAACACAUGGGUCUACCCGCGCAAUUCUGCAAGAUACCGCAUAAUUCCCUCUAAAGGAAUCCUGCCACCACGGUCCACACAAACAGUCAAGAUCAAAGGGGUGCCAAAAGAAAAGGCACCAGAAGACACACGAUGCAAAGACGUGAUUGGUGUGUGGAAUUCCAUUGUGACUAAAGGUGUCAAAGCUAGCGAUUUCAUUAAUUACAUGGAUGUAAAUGAGAGUAAGCAAUUGCCCAUUGUUCUUAAAAAGACAACCUUAUUAUGCGCCUCAGCUGAUUUGAUCCAGUUUGAUCCUCCUGAGCUUCGCUUCCCCUUCUUGCCAAACAAGAGGGUGCCCAUGGCGUGCUUUAUUAAAAUAGUGAACACUACAGAUCAUUGCAUCGGUUUCAAUUCAUGGAAUUACAAGAGCAAUUCAGCCUUGUACCGCAUGACUCCAGUCCAAGGAAUCCUGCCGCCAGGUUCCACAGAGGUACUCAAGAUAAAAAGGGUAGCACGGGAAAAUGAAUCAGGAGACAUGCAGUGCAAAAACGUCGUCUUUCAUGUGUGGCAAGGCAUUGUGACUAAAGGUGUCGAAGCUACAGAUUUAACUGCUUACAUGGAUGCUGGAGAGACUAUACAGUUGCCCAUAGUUUUUACAAAUACAGACUUAUUAUGCACCUCAGACUAUUUGAUCCAGUUUGAUCCUCCUGAGCUCUGCUUCCCCUUCUUACCAAACAAGAGGGUUCCCAUGGUGUGCUUUAUUAAAAUAGUGAACGCUACAGAUCAUUGGGUCGGUUUCAAUUCAUGGACCUAUGAGAGCAAUUCAGCAUCAUACUACAUGACUCCGGACUCAACAAUUCUGCCACCAGGUUCCACACAGGUACUCAUGAUAAAAAGGAUAGCAAAUGAAAAUGAAUCAGAAGACAUGUGGCGGAAAGACGACUAUUUUUUCUUGUGGAAUAGUAUUGUCAAUGAAGAUAUUGAAGCUAGCGAUUUAAUUGACUGCAUGGAUGUUGAAGAGAGUAAGCGGUUGCCCGUAGUUUUUACGAAUACAACCUUAUCAUGCACCUCAGCUGAUUUGGUCCAGUUUGAUCCUCCUGAGCUUCGCUUCCCCUUCUUGCCAAACAAAAGGGUACCCAUGGUAUGCUUUAUUAAAAUAGUGAACUCUACAGAUCAUUGUGUCGGCUUCAAUUCAUGGACCUACGAGGGUACUUCAGCAUCGUACCAAAUGACUCCGGAUCCAGGAAUCCUGACACCAGGUUCCACAGAGGUACUCAUGAUAAAAAGGGUAGCAAAUGAAAAUGAAUCCGAAGACAUGCAAUGCAAAGACGAAUUUUACUUGUGGAAUUGUAUUGUCAAUGAAGACAUCGAAGCUAGCGAUUUAAUUGACUGUGAGGAUGAAGAAGAUAGUAAGCGUUUGCCCAUAGUUUUUACAAAUACAAGCUUAUUAUGCACCUCAGACGAUUGGUUACAGUUUGAUCCUCCAGAGCUCCACUUCCCCUUCUUGACAAACAAGAAGGUGCCCAUGGUGUUCUUUAUUAAAAUAGUGAACGCUACAAAUCAUUGUGUCGGUUUCAAUUCAUGGACCUACGAGAGUACUUCGGUGUCGUACCACAUGACCCCGGACCCAGGAAUCCUGUCUCCAGGUUCCACACAAGUACUCAUGAUAAAAAUGAUAGCAAAUGAAAAUGAAUCAGAAGACAUGCAGUGCAAAGAUAACUUCCUUUACUUGUGGAAUAGUAUUGUGAAUGAAGAUAUCGAAGCUAGUAAUUUGAUUGACUGCGAGGAUGAAGAAGAUAGUAAGCGGUUGCCCAUAGUUUUUACAAAUGCAAGCUUAUUAUGCACCUCAGAGAAUUUGAUCCAGUUUGAUCCUCCCGAACUCCGGUUCACCUUGUCAAACAACAGGGUGUCAAAAUUGUGCUCAGUUGAAAUAGUUAAUGCUACAGAUCACUGCAUUGGUUUUAACGCAUGGGGCAAUGAUAGCAAUUCAUCCCGGUACGACACAACUCCCGGGCAAGGAAUCCUGCCACCACGGUCCACACAAGUACUCAAUGUAAGAAGGGAACUGAAGGAAAAGGAAUCAAAAGACAUGCUGUGCAAAGACGAUGUGUAUAGUGUGUGGUAUGGCAUUGUUUCAGAAGGUAUCAAAGCUACAGAUUUAAGUGUUUACGACGAUGCUGAAGAGAGUAAGCAGCUACCCAUAGUUUUCACAGAGCCUGGUGAAAGCAGUUCAGCUUAGGCUUGGGUUGGUCAAAUUUUUUGGAUGUAAAAGCUUGAGAAGGCUCGUCGUCAUGGGACCCAUGGCGUGACAAGAUAGAAAUCAACAAGUCUUGCGCAAAAUAUAACAAUAGCCUUACAACUGUUGGUUCUCCAGGAUCCUGAUCAUCUGCAGGAACCAUGCAGGCCGUGGUCACCUUUUGAAUCUAUAUUUCGUUAGUUUAAAUAUAAAUUGCAUUCAAAAGAAUAGGUUCAAUACAUUUGUAGCCAUGUUGGCCACAGUACGCGCUGUCAAGCCUCGGUUAAUAUAUUUGUACCAAGAAAACCUCUGCUCCUCCCUCCUGUGAAUUAAGUAUGUCAAACAUCUGCAACACUGCACUAAAAUGGAAAU
Molecule: messenger RNA, 6760 nt
Organism: Triticum aestivum (bread wheat)
Lineage: Eukaryota; Viridiplantae; Streptophyta; Magnoliopsida; Poales; Poaceae
Exons: 22
Coding region: 293-6391 (2032 amino acids)
Biological process (GO): endoplasmic reticulum membrane organization; protein phosphorylation
Cellular component (GO): plasma membrane; endoplasmic reticulum membrane
Molecular function (GO): protein kinase activity; ATP binding
Source: RefSeq, a predicted model, not a curated record